UACAUAGCAUGAUGGGAAAUCUCUUUAGCCACUAGAGUGUAGCAUCACCCACCAAACACCAGCUAUUAGUGGAGAGGAGAGAGUGAUGUAGCCAGUUCAGAGAAUGGGAUUAUUAGGGGGUCAUGAUGGAGAAGGACCAAUGGGGGACUUUCACCUGGACACCGGGGUUAUACCCCUAUUCAAUUCAAUUCAAUUCAAUUCAAUUCAAUUCAAUUUUAUUUGUAUAGCACUUUUUACAAUAGACAGUAGCUGCGUUUACAUGGACAACAAUAAUCCACUCUUAAUCCGAUUAAGACCAUACUCUGAUUAAGAUACUACCAUGUAAACAGCAAUUUUUACUUCCCUUAAUCUAAUUAAGGUCAUAAUCGAAGUAAGCUCUAAUGGGAUUAAGACAGGUGGAGUACUCCUGUUUCAGUCGAAUUAUGGACGUAUAUUACAGACACGUAAACACCGUAAUCACAUUCUGAACGUCGUGUGGAGGUUUUCACCGCAUUUUGCGACAGGACAGGUUCACACACGGCAGUUUUACGUUUUACGGCGAACGAGAGAGUUCGGCUGCGUCCCAAAUCGCAUACUUUCCUACUACAGGCCUGCAGUGGGGAAAAAUACAUGUAUCUCGGCUACUAUAUAGACGGUAAUUACGCGAUUUGGGACACACCCACCGCUUCAAGCAGCUGUCUAUUUGCACGUACAGCAUGACAAAUAAUUAACCGCACUUAAAGCGUUCGUAAAAAAAUUAAAUAAAAACUCCUAAAACUGUAUACGGUCCCAUAACGAAGAUCAACUAUAUGUUGAUACGUGAGAUUCUGGAGGGACGUCGGACGGCGUGGCGCGGUGACGUAAUGACGCGGGCUGUUAAUCUAAUUAUGUUCUAGAACAUGUAAAACGGGAACAUGACAGGAGUAUUCUAAAAGCCACUCAUGUAAACGCCUUAAUCACAUUAUUAUCUUACUCAGAGUAAGGUCAAUAAUUAGACUACUGCUGUCCAUGUAAACGUAGUCACUGUCUCAAAGCAGCUUUACAGAAAUAUCAACACGGUGUACAGAUAUUAAAGGUGUGAAUUUAUCCCAACUGAGCAAGCCACUGAGUGGCGAUGGUGGUGAGGAAAAACUCCCUAAGAUGUUAAGGAAGAAUCCUUGAGAAGAACCAGACUCAGAAGGGAACCCGUCCUCAUCUGGGUAACAACAGAUAGUGUGAAAAAGUUCACACUAUCUGUUGUGAUACACCCUAAUCUUUACAAUAAUUGUCCUGGGAUUUUUACCGACCGCAGAGAGUCAGGACUUCUGUUUAACAUCUCAUCUGAAAGACGGUGCUGUUUCUACAGUAUAGAGUCCCCGUCACUAUACUGGGGCAUUAGGUCCCACACAGACCACAGGGUUAACGCCCCCUUCUGGCCUCAGUAAUACCACUUCCACCAGCAACCUUGGUUUUCCCGAGGAGGUCUCCUAUCUAGGUACUGACCAGGCUCAAUGCUGCUUAGCUUCAGUGGGACACCAGGCAAGAACUGCAGGGUGAUAGGGCUCACAUCUGUAAGAGUGGUCUGUCUGGCUCUAGAUGAGAAGUGGUGACAAGAGGAAGUGGAUAUUUUUGACACUUCAUAUACCCUGUGUGUUGGAACAUGUUUCACAAACAACCGUGCUGUGGUCUGUUCUUCAAACUUUUUUUUUAAGUAUUGUAUGUAAUUGUAUUUGUAUUGUAAAAGGAUUUCUGCUUUUCAUGAACAAGAAAUGGCCAAAACAGAAACUCCGCCUCUUCAGAUGCAUGGGAAGAAAAAAAAUCAGCUAUCAUGAAGUCUUCAGCUUCGUCAUGAUAAGACAGCAGCAGUGUUUGUAAUCAACACCCAACUGACCCACGCCUCAAGGACCAGGAUGCUGAGGCGUCGUCUCACUUUAAUUCUUGUCAGUGUUCUUGGAGCUUCUCUGCUGGUUGAUUGCGCUAAUAUACGACUCGCUGGUGGCAGUCACUCCUGCGCUGGUAGAGUGGAAGUCUAUCAUAAUUACCAGUGGGGAACAGUGUGUGAUGAUAACUGGGACAUAAAUGAUACGCAGGUGGUGUGUAGACAGCUUGGAUGUGGUAAUGCUGUCAGCGCUCAUGAAACUGCCCACUUUGGUCAGGGAAGUGGUCCAAUAUGGCUGGAUGAUGUUCAAUGUUCUGGAAGUGAAAGCACCAUCACCCAGUGCUCUCAUAAUGGAUUUGGUAUACACGACUGUGACCAUGGUGAAGAUGCUGGUGUUACUUGCUCAGAGCGUAAUCAGGUCAGGCUGGUGAAUGGUCAGAGUAACUGUUGUGGUCGAGUGGAGAUCCAGCACAAUGGCCGUUGGGGAACAGUGUGUGAUGAUGACUGGGACUUAAAGGAUGCAGAGGUGGUGUGUAGACAGCUUGGAUGUGGUAAAGCUGUCAGUGCUCCUUCUAAUGCCCGCUUUGGUCAGGGAAGUGAACCAACCUGGCUGGAUGAUGUUCAGUGUACUGGAACUGAGAGCUACAUAAAUCACUGCUCACACAGUGGAUUUGGAGAAGAAGACUGUGGACAUGAAGAAGAUGCUGGAGUCGUGUGCUCAAACUUGCAGACUCCCACAUUGACUCGGACCUCCCCAACGUCUGUGGUCUCACCUGGAGAAGUCCUUCAGUUCAGAUGUUCCACACCCAGCCCAACAUGCAUCUCUGUAGACUUCAGUUUGUAUAAAACUUGGACAUCAAUAAAGAAGCAAACUGCAGAAUCUACAACAACAUUUACUCUGACUGUAGAUGCCUCACAUCAGGGCCAGUACACCUGUGACUACUCAUACAGGGAAAGUGCCUUUUCAUCAUCCAAGAGCAGCUCUAUCAGGAUCACUGUGGUGAACCUGCAGCAGCCCAAUAUCUUCUUCAGUGCUGCUGGUGGACCAGAAGUAACAAGAGGCUACGGCUUCUCCAUAAUCUGCUCCACUGAACCUCAGUAUCCAGGAGGUUCCUUCCACUUGAAGUUCAGUGGAUCCAACAUCAUCAUGACUCAGUCGGCUGUUAACCACUCAGCCAUCUUCCUGUUUCCUGAGGCAGAUUUUGUCCAUCAGGGAAACUACAGCUGUGCUUAUGAAGUUAACGUGUCUUCACGCACCUUUACCUCCACUACCACUGAGCUGCUGGAAAUCACUGUGAAAGCAUCUCUGGCUCCCUACAUUGGUGUUGGAGUGACAGCAGGACUGCUUCUCAUCUUAGUUCCAGUCAUCAUUUGCUUUGUGAAGACACAGAAAAGACAGAAAUGUCAGAUGGAUAAGACAAAGGAUUCACAGCGUGCCAAAAACACACAUGAGAGUCCCCAAGGAGAGAUUGAGACAGAUGACGAAGCUGAUUAUGAAAACGCAGAAACCAUUUUCCACCAGAAGGAGGACUCAGAGGACUCGGAUAAUGAUUACAUUAAUGUUGAUGCUGAUGAACAAAGAAGUGAUGUGGACAAUGACUAUGAAGAUGUAGAUAUUUAUGCAAACUAUGUAGCAUAGAGUGAAAAAAAACAAUUAACAAAUAUCCACAGUGCACAAGCAAUAACAUGGUUAAAUUGGAUCAUUUUCCAUUGUUAAGAUAUAACCACUGUUAAUUAGAGAUGGUUUAAUUAACAUGGACUUCAGAGUCAGUUUGUUAUUUACUCAUUAGUCUUUUCAGAUAUAAAUAUAUUGAAAUUUUUAUU
Ictalurus punctatus (channel catfish) is the source of this 3661-nucleotide messenger RNA. Its product is annotated as deleted in malignant brain tumors 1 protein. The transcript is spliced from 8 exons. The record is from RefSeq and is a predicted model, not a curated record. Lineage: Eukaryota; Metazoa; Chordata; Actinopteri; Siluriformes; Ictaluridae. Gene Ontology annotation, cellular component: membrane. The coding region runs from base 1869 to 3476 and encodes 535 amino acids.